UCAUUUCCCUCUCUUCAGUAGUGAUGAAUUGGCUCUAUCACCACCACUGAAUAAGCUCAGACGCUCAUAGUAUAUUGGGUUUUUUUCUUCUUCGAUAUUUUUCUCAUUCUCAAGUGCUACUCUGAGUUCUUGGCUCUUGAAGCUGCAAAGGAGGUGCUAGGGAUGAAGAACAUAUUUUAGCUGUAGACUAGUAACUUGACCUUUUUAUUUCAAGCGAAUAUGACGCCUGUAAUGCCAUGUUCUAUAAGCGGCGUUUCACUUAUUCCUGGAACUGCAUUUACAACAAGGAAGAACAAUCGUUUGACAAGAUUUAGUUCGUCAAGGAAGCCCACAAAACUUGCACCAUCCACCCAGAAGUAUCUUCUACCUGUGUCAACUUCUAUUAAAUUGUUCCCUCAAUAUAGCAGGGGAUGUUCUUUACAUCAUAUAUCUGGAAUCCAGAGAUUAUCAGCCACAGGAACUGAUGUGGCAGUGGAAGAACCAGAUUCACCCAUCAUAGAUGAAGAUUCUGGUGGAGCAUCAGAAGUUCCAACUGGUGCGGUUGGAAGUGGUGAAAGUUCUUCCAAUGAAUCAGAAGCCAGUCCUGCCUCAACUACGUCAAGACGAACAAGACCUGUUAGGAAAAGUGAGAUGCCACCUUUAAAGAAUGAAGAACUGGUUCCUGGAGCAACUUUUACAGGGAAAGUAAGAUCAAUCCAGCCAUUUGGUGCUUUUGUUGAUUUUGGAGCUUUCACCAAUGGCCUGGUGCAUGUUUCCAGGUUGAGUGAUAGCUACGUUAAAGAUGUUGGGAGUAUUGUUUCUGUUGGGCAAGAGGUGAAGGUGAGAUUAGUUGAAGCAAACACUGAAACUGGACGGAUUUCUCUCUCUAUGCGUGAAAGUGACGAUGCUAGUAACCUCAGGCAACAGAAAGAUGGUCCUGCUAGUGGUGAUAAGGCAGGACCUGCCAAAAGGAAUGUUUCAAAGCCCAGCCAAAGGAGAGGUGACGUGAGGAAAAGCUCAAAAUUUGUCAAGGGGCAGGACCUAGAGGGCACAGUGAAGAAUAUGACAAGGUCUGGUGCUUUUAUAUCUCUUCCUGAGGGUGAAGAAGGGUUCCUGCCCACAUCAGAGGAGUCUGAUGAAGGAUUUGGAAGCCUUAUGGGGAACUCUUCACUACAGGUUGGCCAAGAAGUCAGUGUCCGGGUGUUGCGAAUAUCAAGAGGGAUGGCAACCUUGACAAUGAAGAAAGAAGAAGAUGUUGCAAAAUUGGACUCACAGCUCAAGGAAGGGGUUGUCCAUGUUGCAACAAACCCUUUUGUGCUGGCUUUCCAUAAGAACAAGGAUAUUGCUGCAUUUUUGGAUGAGAGGCAGAAAUUAGAGAAAGAAGCUAAAAAACCAGCAAUAACAAAGACUUCAGAAGAAUUAGAAGAAAAAGUCAACCAAAGUAAAACUGGGUCUGAUGAGGUGCAGGACCAAGCAGCAGGCAGCUAUGAGAGGACAGAUAGUGUCCCUUCUGCAGUAGAUGAAACAAUUAAAGAUAAUGAAGCAUCUUCAGAGGAGGCAGGUGUGGGAGCCAGUGCAUUAGAUGAUGCCUCAACCAAUAUUGUGGACAAUGAAGAGGACCCAGCCUCUAGCUCAACACAAAGUAUUGAUACCAUAGAUAAAGAAGCAGAAGUGAGUCCUGAAAUUUUGACUCCUGAAGAGAGUAUAUCUAUUUCCAGUGGGAUGAAUGAAGAAGCUUCCCCGACGGAUGGUGCGGAAAUUGAUGGAAAAUCUGAUUUGUUAGGUGACAUAAAUGAUGAAGCUUCUUCAAAGGAGGUGGAUUUGGUAGCAAGCGUUGCAGAUGAUGAAAAGGACCAACAAAGCACUAUCUCUAGCUCAAUAUCAAGUGUGGAUGGUGCUGUUCAAACCGUGGAGGAAGAAGCAGAGGUAAGUUCCGAAAUUCUUAAAGCACCUAGUGCAGAGAACGAACCUCCUUCUGGUGCACCAACUGAAAUUAACGAAGUGGAACCCAACCCUGAUAAAAAUGGCACCAUAACCAGCUCAGGCUUACAACUAGAUGCUCCUUCGGCCCAGGAAACUAAAGAUGGAAAGGAAAAUGAUGGAAGUUCUGAUCCGUCUGGAAAGUUAGGUGAUGAUAAAGUCCUCUCUUCGGAAAGUCAAGCCAUUGAAGAAGUUGUAGAGAACCUUGCUGAAAAUACCAAGGAUGAUAUGCAGAUACAAGUUCCUGCAGCAGAGAGUGAAAUUCCUUCUGCCUCGCAUGUUGAAGAUGAAAAGGUGGGAGCUGCCCCCGAGAAAAAUGGCGCUGUCACUAAUUCAAAUGGACAAACUGGCGGUCCUUUCCCCAAGGAAAGCACAACUAAAGCUGCUAUAUCACCUGCUCUUGUUAAACAACUGCGUGAAGAAACAGGAGCUGGGAUGAUGGAUUGCAAGAAAGCUCUCUCAGAGACUGGAGGGGAUAUUGUCAAAGCUCAGGAAUUCCUUAGAAAGAAAGGCUUAGCAAGUGCAGAAAAGAAAGCUAGCAGAACCACUGCUGAAGGAAGAAUAGGUUCGUACAUUCAUGAUAGCAGGAUUGGUGUCUUGGUAGAGGUGAACUGUGAGACAGAUUUUGUCUCCCGGGGUGACAUUUUUAAGGAGCUGGUAGAUGAUCUAACCAUGCAAGUGGCUGCAUGCCCUCAAGUACAGUAUCUCGUUACAGAAGAUGUUCCAGAAGAAAUUGUGAAGAAGGAAAGAGAGAUUGAGAUGCAGAAGGAAGAUCUUUUGUCAAAACCAGAGCAAAUCAGAUCGAAGAUUGUUGAAGGGCGAAUCAGAAAGAGGCUCGAGGAGCUAGCAUUGCUUGAGCAGCCAUACAUUAAGAAUGAUAAAAUGGUGGUAAAGGACUGGGUGAAGCAGACAAUUGCAACCAUAGGAGAAAAUAUAAAAGUGAAUAGGUUUGUGCGGUACAAUCUUGGAGAGGGCUUGGAGAAGAAAAGCCAGGAUUUUGCUGCUGAAGUGGCAGCCCAAACUGCAGCAAAAGCAGUGCCUAAAGCAGAAAAAGAGCAGCCUGCUGCAUUAGAAGCCGAGGAAAAUGUUCAGAAGCCACCAACAGUAACAGUCUCUGCCGCAUUGGUUAAACAACUACGUGAAGAAACUGGAGCAGGGAUGAUGGACUGCAAGAAAGCCCUUUCUGAAACUGGAGGGGAUCUUGAGAAAGCACAGGAGUACCUUAGAAAGAAGGGUCUUUCAACUGCUGACAAGAAAUCCAGCCGGCUUGCAGCUGAAGGCCGAAUUGGGUCCUACAUUCAUGACUCCCGCAUAGGAGUGCUAAUUGAAGUAAACAGUGAGACUGACUUCGUUGGUAGAAGUGAAAAAUUCAAGGAGUUGGUUGAUGAUUUGGCAAUGCAAGUUGUGGCCUGCCCACAGGUGCAAUUCGUAUCCAUUGAGGAUGUUCCUGAGAGCAUUGUGAACAAGGAAAAAGAGCUUGAGAUGCAGAGAGAGGACCUCUUAUCGAAACCCGAGAACAUUAGAGAGAGAAUUGUUGAGGGGAGGAUCUCGAAGAGGCUUGGAGAGCUUGCUCUUCUAGAGCAGCCUUUCAUUAAGGAUGACAGUAUUUUGGUGAAGGACUUGGUGAAGCAAAGUGUAGCUGCAAUUGGAGAAAACAUAAAAGUUAGGAGGUUUGUCCGGUUCACUCUUGGGGAAACCAUUGAAAAUGCUGAGACAGGAACUGAAGCAUGAGAUGAACAGAGAAGCACAUCAAUUUUCAGCAUGAAGCCCGUUGAAGAUCGGAGGCUGGGUGAGACUAAUUUUAGAUGAGAGUAUUCUGAUUCUUUUUGUUCUGGUGUUAAAUCAAGUUUACAUAUGCAACGGGCAACAAUUUAUGUGUUAAAUGUCAGUAAAAGCUCUCAGGGCAUCAAUAUUUUGAGGUGAGGAGAGGAGUCUCUCUAACUUAUUCCCUGCAGCAUGAAAGUUGAAUAUACAAUCCUGUGGAGGCAUUUUUGAAUUA
Molecule: messenger RNA, 3958 nt
Organism: Corylus avellana
Lineage: Eukaryota; Viridiplantae; Streptophyta; Magnoliopsida; Fagales; Betulaceae
Product: elongation factor Ts family protein
Biological process (GO): mitochondrial translational elongation
Molecular function (GO): protein binding; translation elongation factor activity
Source: RefSeq, a predicted model, not a curated record